Erinaceus europaeus (western European hedgehog) is the source of this 3649-nucleotide messenger RNA. RefSeq names its product C-C motif chemokine receptor 7 (gene CCR7). The transcript has 3 exons. The record is from RefSeq and is a predicted model, not a curated record. Lineage: Eukaryota; Metazoa; Chordata; Mammalia; Eulipotyphla; Erinaceidae. The coding region runs from base 50 to 1189 and encodes 379 amino acids. Gene Ontology annotation, cellular component: membrane. Gene Ontology annotation, biological process: immune response; G protein-coupled receptor signaling pathway; inflammatory response. Gene Ontology annotation, molecular function: C-C motif chemokine 19 receptor activity; chemokine (C-C motif) ligand 19 binding; chemokine (C-C motif) ligand 21 binding.
CCAAGCUCAGCACAACCUUCCUGUGUGGCUUCAGCGCCCAGAGAGUGCCAUGGACCUGGGGAAACCAAUGAAAAGUGUGUUGGUGGUGGCUCUGCUUGUCAUGUUCCAGGUGUGUCUGUGCCAAGACGAGGUCACGGAUGAUUACCCAGUAGACAACACCACGCUGGACUACACGCUGUAUGAGACUUUGUGCUUCAAAGAUGACGUGCGGGUCUUUAAGGCUUGGUUCCUCCCCGUCAUGUACUCUAUCAUUUGCUUCAUGGGUCUGCUAGGCAACGGGUUAGUUGUGCUGACCUACAUCUAUUUCAAGAGGCUCAAGACCAUGACCGACACCUACCUGCUCAACCUGGCCAUGGCGGACAUCCUCUUCCUCAUGACCCUGCCCUUCUGGGCCUACAGCGCAGCUAAGUCCUGGACCUUCGGCGUCCACUUCUGCAAACUCAUCUUUGGCAUCUAUAAGACGAGCUUCUUCAGCGGCAUGCUCCUGCUUCUCUGCAUCAGCAUCGACCGCUACGUGGCCAUUGUCCAGGCCGUCUCAGCCCACCGCCACCGUGCCCGGGUCCUCUUCAUCAGCAAACUCUCCUGUGUGGGCAUCUGGCUGGUGGCCAUCCUGCUGUCCAUCCCAGAGCUGCUAUAUAGUGGCCUCCAGAAGAGCAGCAGCGAGAACGCGUUCCGCUGCUCUCUCAUCACCGAGCGUGUGGAGGCCUUGAUCAGCAUCCAGCUAGCCCAGAUGAUGGUAGGCUUCCUGAUGCCCCUGGUGGCCAUGAGCAUCUGCUAUUUCAUCAUCAUCCGCACCCUGCUCCAGGCACGGAACUUCGAGCGCAACAAGGCCAUCAAGGUGAUCAUCGCCGUGGUGGUGGUCUUCAUUGCCUUCCAGCUGCCCUACAAUGGGGUGGUCCUGGCCCAGACAGUGGCCAACUUCAACAUCACCAGCGGCAUCAGCUGUGAACUCAGCAAGCAGCUCAACAUUGCCUAUGAUGUCACCUACAGCCUGGCCUGCGUCCGCUGCUGUGUCAACCCUUUCUUGUACGCCUUCAUCGGCGUCAAGUUCCGGAAUGACCUCUUCAAGCUCUUCAAGGACCUGGGCUGCCUGAGCCAGGAGCAGCUGCGCCAGUGGUCUUCCUGCCGGCACAUCCGGCGCACCUCCAUGAGCGUGGAGGCCGAGACUACCACCACGUUCUCCCCGUAGGCAGCUCCUCUGCCAGGACUCAAGGCCCCUGGGGCAGGGACAGGGCACAGAUGCCCCUGCUCCAACCCUGCAAGCUGCUGAGGGAAAGCGGUUCUGGCUGAGCCACAGAGGACAGACAGACUCCAACCCUCACUACCUCAUCAAGGUUGCGGAGACAUGACUGAUAAGCUAGAUCAGAGUUUUCAAUAUUCCCCUGACCAGAGUUGUUGUCUCCCCAACUGAACACCAUCUGGUGUCUAGAACUAAAUCAGAGCUAGGAUCAGAGGGAGGAUUGGCCUGGCUCACCCUCUGAAUGAACCUGUUUCCCACCUAGAGAGGAGCCUCAGCGAUUCAAAGGCCAAAGUCUUCCAGAAAACAACACUGUCUCUGAGACAGGAGGUGGUAGGGAGACUUUUGGGCUUGGCAAAGAGAGAGCCCAAUGAGUCUAAGGAACUCUCUGAUUCCCUCCCCACUCUGGCUCUCUUUUUCCACUGUCAUCUGAGCCAGCAAAAAAUGGCAGCCUCCGGGCCUCCCUGAAUCCCUGUCAGAUGCCUCUCCUCAGGCCAUUGCCCUUCCAGGCAUUCUACAAAGAAGGGUGUGGUGUUUCCUGCAGGCCAGACCUGCCUCAGCCCAGCCAAAGACAUGUUUCCAGCCUGCGCUCUGGGGGUGCUGGGAAGAUGACAUGUAGUCAGCCUUUCUCAGGUCUCAGCUCCAGAGGAGGGAAGGGCAAGCCAGGAAGAAGGUUGGGAAGGAGGACUGGGGUUCCCAGUUGGGUGGGUGACAAUACCGACUGCCCAGAGCCAAUGAGCUGCUGCUUUGUUCUUUGCCACCAAGAUCCCCCUCCCAAAAAAAAAAAAGAAGAAGAAGAAAAACUCUCAUCCUGUUCUGUUUUCAAUUCAUUAAGAGCACAUUUUGCUCAUAUGCAAAUAAAAGCUUUCCCUUGAGGAAGUAAGAACUUUAGUGAAAUAAAAAGGGGGGGGGGGAAGGUUCUUUGUUAGAUGACAAAUAAGUGUGCUCUUGUUUUGCAAACUCCUUGCCCCCCACCCGCCCACCCCACAACAGCCCUCUUCUUUCAGUUUCUCAGAGACAAGAGGUCUGCCAUGACACAGGCCCAAGAGCCUACAAGAAAGAGGGAAAGAUGGGGGAGCACAAGAUGUCCACAGCACAUGUCUCCUUCUAGCUUAUGGGCAAAGAUCCAAAGCUGUGACCAGCAGUAACUCGGGGAUCAGAGCUCCGGGGACAGUCAAAGCUGUCCCUGUACCGUCUAUGGCCGGCAAUUCUCCCCAUCCAUCAGCAACAUCAGCCAGGGCACGUGCACGGUGUACAGUAGUGUGGGGCUCAUCUUCGCCAGCUCCACUGGGAACUAGAGCCCCUGACCCUUUAUCAGUCCCCUCAGGCUCUGGUGUUGAGAAGGAGAGGCUCAGGGUUGGGUGGUGGUCACACAAUAGAGUGCACACUUUAACAAAGCACAAGGACCCAAGUUCAAGUCCCUGGUCCCUACAUGCAGGGAGAAACUUCACCAGCAGUGACACAGUACUGCAUUUUCUCUCUUUUUUUAAAUGAUUUUUAAUCGUCUUUAUUUAUUUAUUGAAUAGAGACAGACAGAAAUUGAGAAGGAAGAGGGAACUAGAAAGGGGAAAAAAAAAAACAGAGACACCUGCAGCCCUGCUUCAUCACUCGUGAAGCUUUCCUCCUACAGGUGGGGACUGGGAAUUUGAACCUGGGUCCUUCCGCACUAUAAUAUGUGCACUCAACCAGGUGCACUACCACUCAACACCCAUAUCCGUUCUCACACACUCCUCCCCCCCAUUUCCUUCUCUAUCUCUCUUGUCACCCUCAUAAGGAAAAAAAAAUGACCAUUAGGAACAGUGGAAUCAUACAAGGACCAAAGCCUGCUGGCAAAAAGAAAAAAAGAAAGAGACUCUUUCCUUGGUCUCAUCAGAGACCACAGCACACUGAGUUAACAGGUCUUGGGAUGGCGUUCCUGUGACAGUUGGCACCAUUUGCUGUUCCCUAGAGAGUGAGUCUCCCUGGCGGCCAUUGUUGCCACAAUGGUCCCCUGAUGUGGACACUCAUCAUAGAGGGGCCCAGGCCUCAUAUCCAUGUCACUGGGUCCCCUGAUGCUCACCCAAAAUUUCAACAUGUCCCAUCCUGAGACCUCCCUCUUGAGAAGGUGUCUGAAGUGUCCAGUGCUACAAUAGCAAGGGGUCUGGGUGUGUUGGGGGGGCACCUCCUAUAGGAAGGGUUGAGACACAUACAGAAGGUGAUGUCCAGGGACCACGUGACGGCACAUCUGGUUAAGCACACACAUUACAGUGCACAGGGACUCAAGGUUCCCUUCAGGUUCAAGACUCUUGUCCCCACUUGUAGGGGGGAAAGCUUCAGGAACCAUGAAGCAGGUCUGCAGGUGUCUUUUCUUCUCUCUCCCUCUUUAUCUCACCCUUCCCUCUUAAUUUCUCUCUGUCUAUAUCCAAUAGAUAA